Messenger RNA from Juglans regia (Persian walnut), 895 nucleotides. RefSeq lists its product as uncharacterized. The transcript has 2 exons. The record is from RefSeq and is a predicted model, not a curated record. Bases 155 to 685 code for a protein of 176 amino acids. Lineage: Eukaryota; Viridiplantae; Streptophyta; Magnoliopsida; Fagales; Juglandaceae.
CGUUGAACUCGUAUGAAGGCAAUCUAAUUCAUUGGUUCACUCGCGUCGGAACUCGGAAGAGCUUGAGUUAUUUAAAGAUACAACACCAAAGCUCUUGAGCAAAUCCCAAACUCCUCCCUCCCCUCUCACAUCUCUCUCGGAAUCGUAGAACUCAAUGGCGUCACAGGACAAGAAACCUUCCAAACCCUCCAGUAGCAAAGCCGGUGGCAUACGCACGCUCUCCGAUCUGAACCGAUCGUCCGCUGACUCGGAAAACGACUCGGAUGGCCCUCAGGAGUACCAUACUGGUGGCGAGAAGAGAUCUAUUUGUUCCUUUACAACAUGUUGUAAGGCCCAAGCCAUGCUAGCAGAAGCGCUGAGCAAGCUCAAGCAUACUCUUUUGGAGGAGUCACGCGCUCAGGAGAAAGAACUUUUUCGGCUUAAGGUCGAGAAGAUGGAAUAUGAUCAGGAAAGAGAGGAGAAAAAAAUUGGACAAGAGAAUGAGAGACUGCGGUUGGAGGCCGAGAGACUGAGGUUGGAGGCCGAGAAACUAGAACUUACCCGAAGGGAAGCGAAUGAGAGAGCAGAGAGAGACCUGUUGGAGAGAGAGGAGCGAAUAAUGACAGUCAAUAUGCUUAACUUAUAUGGACUACAACAGAAAUAUUUCGAGCAACAUCAAAAGGAAAUCAUGGCGAGAUUCUACUAAUAAGAAGAUAAAAUAAAAUGGAAACCAGCAGAUAUAUACCUCAUGAAAUUUAUUUGUUAUUGAGGUAAAGUAUAAUUUUUAUAAUUUGUACAAUUAAUUGGAAGUAUUUGUUUGUUUGUUUGUUUGUUUCUCUAAAAUGGGCAUCCCGUACUCCAUUAUUUAUUAUAUUCAUCCUAAAUGUACUGCAUGAGUUUCUACCAUUAAUGUUCA